Columba livia (rock pigeon) is the source of this 1978-nucleotide messenger RNA. It is a transcript of the gene MFF, whose product is annotated as mitochondrial fission factor. The coding region runs from base 462 to 1454 and encodes 330 amino acids. Lineage: Eukaryota; Metazoa; Chordata; Aves; Columbiformes; Columbidae. Gene Ontology annotation, cellular component: mitochondrial outer membrane; peroxisome. The transcript has 10 exons. The record is from RefSeq and is a predicted model, not a curated record. Gene Ontology annotation, biological process: positive regulation of mitochondrial fission.
UCGGUCACAUGACGCGCGGUCGCCGGCUCGGCAGCCGUUACGGGCGCCCGAUGGGGACAAACCGGCCGGUGUUUGCGCCUCACCUGAGGAGUGGGUUGCGGGCACGCCGCGCUGCCUAACCGGCCCUGCCCGCGGGAGGCAGUGCGAGGGGCCGGAGAGCGGCAGCAGCGGGCCGGACAGGGUAGAGCAGGGGCUCUCCGGGUGCCUUCCCGCCGCUCUGGUUUACACAGAAUGGUGACCUUGCCUUCUCCCUGGCCCCCAGUCCUCCUUCUGUGCUGCAGUGAGACUUUGAGAUGAAUGAGAUUCUUCCACUUGAUCUGUGGUGACAGGAAGUCCUGGAAAUAACACUGAGGAUCCCUGGAUGGAUUGCCAAGUGGAUCUCAAAUAUGCUAAAUGUGUGCCUGUAAUACAGUGUUACACAAUCAAGAUCCUUCUGUGUUCUUCUUUCUGCUGUCUGAAGAAUGAGUGGGGCCGCGUUCCCAUCUCCAGCUGCCGAGAUGGCAGAAAUGAAUCGUCUUCAGUAUGAAAUGGAAUACACGGAAGGAAUCAGUCAGCGCAUGAGGGUCCCAGAAAAGCUCAAAGUAGCUCCUCAAAAUGCUGACCAUGAGAAGGGCAUCCAAGAAGGGUUUCCAAAUGCCAGUGUAACUAUGCAGGUUCCAGAGCGGAUUGUAGUGGCAGGUGAUAGUGGAGACAUUCCAUUUUCCAGACCACCAGACCUUGACCUUCUUCAGUCUACUCCAUUCAAACCACUGGCAUUGAAAACUCCUCCCCGUGUUAUAUCUCUUAGUGAUCGACCGCUAGAUUUUUUGGACCUAGAAAAACCUCCACAGCAGACACCUCAGAGUGAAGAGGUCCGCUCAGUGGGAAGACUGAAGAGAGAACGUUCCAUGAGUGAAAAUGCCGCUCGACAGAAUGGCCAACUGGCCCGAAAUGAUUCUAUGUGGUACAGAUCAGAUACUGUCCCAAGAAAUAAAAUGCCACGGUUCCAGUCACCUCUUUCGAAUAAGGAUUGCACUGUGACACCAUCACUGCAACAGGCCCGUGUCUGUCCUCCCAAUAUGUUACCUGAAGACGGAACUAAUCUUUACUCUGCUCGUGGCAUUUUGUCGUUUAUCCAGUCUUCCACUCGUAGGGCUUACCAGCAGGUCUUGGAUGUGCUGGAUGAAAACCGCAGGCCAGUGUUACGUGGUGGGUCAGCUGCUACCACUGCCUCUAACCCUCAUCAUGACAACACCAGGUACGGUCUUUCCAGCACGGAUACUCCACUUGAGGGAACACCAGACGACAUGACAGUUGUAGAUGCCGCUUCCUUAAGACGACAGAUAAUCAAACUUAAUCGGCGUCUACAACUUCUGGAAGAAGAAAACAAAGAGCGUGCUAAAAGGGAAAUGGUCAUGUAUUCAAUUACUGUAGCUUUGUGGCUACUCAAUAGCUGGCUUUGGUUUCGGCGCUAGACACAGCUCUGGGAGCAAAGAUGAAAAUAUAAGUUGCAAAAUCCUUUGUUUCUGUUUUUGAAUUGCAUUCUGUUUUAUAAUUCAUACACUGGAAACUUCCACCACAGAUAAAGAAUUGCAGUGUUAAAGGGACACGUUGUUCAGUUAUAAUGUAUUUAAUAGAUUUGCAUUGCAAACACUUGCAGUUCCUCCUUUGCAUGCUUCAGUGUAAAUAUGGAUCAGCCGAUAUGAAGUUUUCUUCAUGCAAUGUAAGGACAGUGAUCUACAGGAAAAAACACUGGAUGUUUUGAUACCGUGGGAAGAAAACCAAUGGAAUGGGUUUGGAAAAAAUCUAAAAACAAAGGAGCAAAAAUAAGUUUUUAUUGUUCUGUUGUUAGAUGCAAUUAAACAUGAUUGCACUAGUUUUCCUUUAGUCCGAGUAGUUUGAGGUGUGCCAUGUUCAAGGAGUGUGUCCCGUUUCAUGAGUAUGUUCCUUGUUUCAGCACAUGUUCAGGUCAAAUAAUAAAAGGUAUUCUUUGCUAACA